This is a messenger RNA of Manihot esculenta (cassava), 2919 nucleotides long. RefSeq names its product senescence-induced receptor-like serine/threonine-protein kinase. The record is from RefSeq and is a predicted model, not a curated record. Gene Ontology annotation, molecular function: protein binding; ATP binding; protein kinase activity. Lineage: Eukaryota; Viridiplantae; Streptophyta; Magnoliopsida; Malpighiales; Euphorbiaceae. The transcript has 13 exons. The coding region runs from base 26 to 2773 and encodes 915 amino acids. Gene Ontology annotation, biological process: protein phosphorylation.
AACUCAAAGAAAUUGCGAGGAAAGGAUGAACAUGGAUGGACGGAAAGCUGUGGUUUCAGUUACACUAUGGUUAAUCUUUGUUCUGCUGUCUGCUACUUUCAGAAACCUAAAACUAGCUGCAGCAAAGGAUGACAAGCUUGCUGAAAAACGAAAGCUUGCCGACAGUAAUUCGGGUUUCUUGAGUAUUGAUUGUGGGGUGGAUCAAGAUUAUUUCGAUGAGAAAAUGGAAAUAUUUUACAAGUCUGACAAAGAUUUCACAAGCACCGGAGAAAACAAGUACGUGUCUCCCGGAUACGAUGAUGAUGAUGAUUCUUCUUAUACUGGACGUAUAUUGCAUAGUUUAAGGUUCUUUCCAAAAGGAAGAAAGAAUUGCUACAAAUUGAGACCUGAGAAUGGCAAGAAUCAAAAUUAUCUCAUCAGAGCAUUCUUCAAAUAUGGGAAUUACGAUGCCCAGUACCAAAUUCCAAAGUUUGAUGUGUAUCUCGAGGCUAAUUUUUGGAUGACUGUCUAUCUUCCAAAUGCAUCAUACCCGUUGAUGUAUGAGAUUAUUUAUUUUUCAUUAACCGAUAUUAUUAACAUAUGUCUCGUAAAUACUUUAUCUGGAACACCUUUUAUCUCAGCACUAGAACUCAGACUGCUGAAUAAUUCUGUUUAUAAAAUCGAGUCCAAAUCCCUAAAUACACUUAGAAGAGAUGACCUUGGCAACUCAACCAACAGGAUGGUCAGGUACAAGAAUGACGUGUAUGAUCGCAUAUGGUAUACAAGUGCUGCUACUGACUACAUUUCAUUGAACACCACCUCAAAUAUUGAGGUUCAGAGCAUCAACAACACCCUUAAAACGCCGGUUGACGUUUUAAGAACUGCGCUCCAAUUACGAAGUCCCCUCAGAUCAUUGGGUCGCUCCUUUCCCGGUUUGAAUAAUUACGGUAAUGAAAAUGAAUACUAUGCCUGCUUUCACUUCGCCGAAAUAUUACCGAUUUCACAAGGCAAAGGCAAACGCCCAAGGGAAUUCACCAUCAAUUUUAACGGUGCCAACUAUGGACGUACUACCCUCCAAUAUUUGAACCCACUUACCACUUGUUACGGACCUCGUAAAUCAAGAGUUAAUGGCCUUGUGGAUUUCUUUAUCAAUCAAACUGUACGGUCUGACCUUCCACCUAUCCUUAAUGCCUUUGAGCUCUUUUAUGUAAUGCCGCCACUUGUUUCGCCCACAGACCCAGCAGAUGUUGAUGCUAUGACGGUCAUCCAGCAAAUGUACAAUAUUAAUAAAGAUGAUAGCUGGCAAGGAGACCCCUGUCUGCCAAGAGAUUAUUCCUGGGCUGGCUUGAACUGCAGCUAUGACACUAAUUCCCCAAGAAUCAUCUCUCUGGACCUCAGUGGAAGUAAGUUGACUGGAAAAAUAUCUUCCUCAUUCUCCAAUCUCACAGCCAUACGAUUCUUAGAUUUAUCAGGUAAUGAACUGACUGGAACAGUACCAGAAUUUUUAGCACAACUGCCAAAUUUAACUGUUCUAAAUUUAAGUGGAAACAAGCUAACAGGUUCAGUUCCUCAGUCUCUUGUCCAAAAAGCUAACAAUAGACUGCUGCAGCUGAGCUUGGAAGGCAAUCCAAGUCUUUGCCAGACAGAUUCCUGCGAGAAAAAGAAGCACAAUAAUGUUCUCCUUCCAGUUGUUAUAUCCUUUGCAACAGUUAUGGUGCUUCUCUUCCUCAGCAGUAUAUUUUUCUUUUGGAGAAUGAAAAGACAAGAAGCAACAUCACAAUCUAAGAAGGAAGGACUAGUAAUUUCAACGAAUCGGUCCUUUAGUUAUUCGGAGAUCGUAAGUAUUACUAAUAACUUUGAAACCAUCAUCGGAGAAGGAGGGUUCGGAAAAGUUUACUUUGGGACUCUGAAAGAUAACGUUCAAGUUGCUGUCAAAUUGCUCUCUCAAAAUUCAAGGCAAGGCUACAAGGAAUUUCAAUCUGAGGCACAACUGUUGAUGAUUGUUCAUCACAGAAACUUGGUUUCUCUAAUUGGCUACUGUGAUGACCGUCAUAAUAAGGCUCUGAUUUAUGAAUACAUGGUUAAUGGAAAUUUGCGAGAGCAUUUAUCAGAGACAAGUGGAAGUACUUUGAAUUGGAAUGAAAGACUUCAUAUUGCAGCAGAUGCAGCACACGGACUGGAAUAUCUACAUAACGGUUGCAAGCCACCGAUAAUCCACAGGGAUUUGAAGACUUCCAACAUCUUAUUGAAUGAAAAAUUGCGAGCAAAGAUAUCAGAUUUCGGGCUAUCAAGAGCUUUCGCAAAUGAAAGUGGUUCACAUAUAACAACUCGUCCUGCAGGCACAAUCGGCUACCUGGAUCCUCAGGCUCAGUCAUCAGGAAACUUUAAUAAGAAAAGCGACAUAUACAGCUUUGGGAUAAUUCUACUUGAGCUGAUAACUGGUCAACCUGCCAUAAGAAGAGACGUCAAUGGAGAAAUUAUUCGAAUACAAGAGUGGGUUACACCAAUAAUUGAGAAUGGCGAUGUCAGAAGCAUAGUUGAUCCCAGGCUACAGGGAGACUUAGAUACCAAUUCUGCCUGGAAAGCUGUGGAAAUAGCUCUGUCCUGUGUACUGAAUACAGCAACUCGAAGGCCAGACAUGACUGAUGUAUUGAUUGAACUGAAGGAAUGUUUGGGUAUGGUAACAGCUGUUGUUGGAUCUCAGAGGAUAGAUAGAGGAAGGACAAGAUCCAUCAAUUCACUUGAAAUGAGGUCUUUGGAAACCUACACUGAAACGGCUCCCAGUCCAAGGUAGUCUCAUAUCACGUCCCAAUGUCAACGGGAGCUGAAAAUAUUUGGUGUGCAAGCCUCUAUUUUGUAUGUUCGUAUGUAAUAAUUAGAUAAACUAUAUUUUAGUCCUUAUAUUAUAAUUAAGGAAUCAAUUUAUAUAUUUUUUUCACA